AGUACGCUGCAGCCAGUUAGUACAGUCGUUUUUUCUUCGACGCAGAUUUAUUAUAUUCCCCGUAAAAAUAAAAGAAAUAAAAUUUUUUACUGCGGUUGCUCAUUGUGAUUGUUUUGGAAUUACAGAAUAAAAGCGGUAAAAUAGUGCAUGCAUUUUAUUACAACAAUCGCAAACGAAAACCCAAGUGAAUUUAAAGUGUUUAGCUACGGCAAGAAAAAAGAAAAGAUUCACGUUGAAAACGUUUUUCGUUCCCCAUAUUUUUGGUACGGUCGUUGUCGUCGUGCAUACUCGUUCGUCGUAGUCGCCGUCGUAUUCUUUACCAAUCAAAGACAAAAAAAACAGCAAUAGCCGAAAACGAUUUCGAAUAAAAAAAUUACGUGUAUCCCAGAAUGGAAUUUUUUAGUGGUUUAAUUUGGUUUGAAGCAAUUGACUAAACAGUGCUCGAAAACAAAACUAAACAAGAUACAAAUUGUAACAUUUUCUUGAUUGAAUCUGGGACAUGUUAAUAAUUACUUAAGAACAAGAGGAAGCAGUAAAUAUUUCAGAAUUGUGAAAAAGAGUAGUAAACGUUGUCUUUGAUAUGCUGCUGCUGUUCUUGUUGUUGUUGUUGCUUUAAUACCAAUACAACAACAAAUAAAACGUUUCGUCGUAUUGUUGUUGCGUUUGUGUGGAGAAGGGCGCGCGCGAGUAUUUCUUCAGUUUUUUUCAAUUGAAUUCUAAUAUUGAAGAAAAAAGAAUAUGUUAUAUGAAAUUAUAUAAAUAAGAGAACAAAACAUAAUUAUAUGUUUUAACAAAAUAAAGAGUAUAAUAAUUUAAAAUUAAAGUGGCUUAUUUUUGUUAGAGCUCAUCCAUUGGGUCAGUGUUGAAAUAAAAUUCCAGCCUUAUUUGAAACUGAAAAAAAGGAAAAUUUGUGCGCGUAACAAAAAAAGGGAGGCGGAAGAAGCAGAGAAAGAAACGAGCUCCAAUAUAUGUCUACUUAAAAUAAAGAAAACGUAUAUAAACCUAUAUACAUAGCGAGUGUUUUUUUUUUGUUCGCUUCUACUUGUUAAUCUUUGUUGGUUGGGGCUGGCUGAUUACUACGUGAAUUGAUCAACGCUGUGUCGUCUAUGUUGGCCAUGCAUUAAUUCACACAGACAAUUGGCAAACUCGUGUUUUUUUUGUUCUCAGUUCUUGAUGUGAAUUAAAAAACGAAAGCAAGAAACUGGAGACAAAGAGACAUGCUAUAGGAUUGAUAUCGGAACAGAUCUCUGGCAACAUUUCUUUGCCACACAGUAAUAUCGAUUUAAAAAGAAACCAAAGCAGAAGCCGUGAUCAUCGCGAUCAGCAACCAUGAACUACUAGCCAAAUGCUGCAGCUUUUAGCAAUAUGGCGCCAGCUCUAACAGAGCCAAUAAGUCCAAAGGAGAAACUAACGAGUUCUGGAACUGCAACCGCAACACCAGCUACAGCUGCAAGAGCUAGCAGGAAAAUCGACACAGAGAACUAUAUAACAAAUAAUAACAAUAAUAACAACAACAACACCACCAUCACACCCCUCAAACAAUCGCCCACAUUACGUGAAAAGCGAAAUUGUAAUAACAACAAUAGCAAUAGCAUACCAGUUGUCCAGGUGCCAACUACAUCAACGAUACGUUUGACACGUUCCCGGGAUUUGCAGCAAAGAUUGCUCUCCUCUUCACCCAAGUGUAAGGACAAGCAGCAGCACCAGCAGCCAAUAAUAACACAGAGCAAACCCCCAAUUCUCACAACCUCUGGCGAUACAGUAAAUAAUGAGCAAAUGGGCUUAAGCACGGCCGUGUUGGAAACCAAAAAUCAGAUAAUCAAUCAAAAUACAAAUACUGCAACGACUGAAUUAAUUGCCGCGGCGGAGGAGGAACAUCAGAAUCCGGACGCUGUGCAAAAGGCAGCAGCAGUAGCAGCAACAAAGGAAGCAGAUACCACGUCAACGGCCCAACUUUUGGCCGAUCUAACAAACGAGGCCAUAACAGCUGAUAUUUGUUUGCGCAAACAAUUGAAGGACGUGAAUUUGGUUAAAGCAGUGGCAGAAGGAUCUUCAUCUCCGCUGCAGCGAGACCGUGACAUUGUUGUUAUAAAGUCAAUCUCGACAUCAUCUCCUCCCAGCAACAGCUUAGACACUGCGCACAUGGAUACGCAGUGUAGUGGUGAAGAAGAUGCAAGUACCACCACCAAUACCAAUGAUGAGGAGGGCAACAAAUAUCAAACUGUACAGCAAGGAAAUGAGGAGGAGGAGGAGGAGGGCUCCCAAAUAAAAGAAACCAAUCAUGUAACACCAGAAGAUGUUAAAAAUUCGAAUGAUGUCGUCGUCACAGAAGAAACGAAUAAAAACACCAAUGAAUGUCACUUAUCCAGCGAUGUUUUGGAUUCAUAUCCUCCUGAUUCCCCCCUGGAAUCCGAUGAGGAAAGCAAGAAAGAUGGAAAUUCUAAACCAGAAAUUAUAUCCGUUCAAGAAUUGCCCCCCGUAAAUACAGAUUCAACAAUGACAGCCUCAGAGGUGGAAGAUAAUUUGGAAGAGCGCCUUAGCCAAUUGGAUGGCACGGCAAUUGAUUCGCCACCACCAAAUAAUGAUGAUGUUGAGGAUGACAAGGAUGAUGUCUUUAAAUCCGCUCAACUUGUUAUGGAGUCAACGCAUACUGCUGCUGCCACCACUACACCUCCUCGUACUCCCACACAUCAACAGACGCUAGCCAAGGACAUGCAGGAUAUACAACAACAAUUGCAGCAUACUCCACCCACCCCGGUGGCACAACAAGUGCAGGCUCACCACCACCAUCAAAUGCAGCAACAACAGCAACUGCAGCAGGUGCUGCCCCAGCAAAAUUGUUUAACUCCCCAAAGCACGGCAUCCUCAAUCAACACAGUUGGCAGUGGCAACAUACCACAAUCCUUUAUAAAAGAAGCCGAAGCCGGCACAGAAUUGGAGGAUCAAGAUAUCGAAGAGGUGUUCAAAGUAUUGAAAGGAUUUGAGGGAGGUGGCUCAUCCGAUUUAAACGUCUGCGAUUUAAAUGUCCUCUUCAAUGAAGCCUAUAUGAAAAUGAACGAAAGUGACAUAGGCGGCACGACGGGUGGCAAUAGUCAGGUUGCAGUGGCUGGAGUUAGCAGCAGCAGCAGCAGCAGCAUUAGCAACAGCCAUGUUAGCCAUAGUCACGUCAGUGUGGCCACAGAAAAUCCCUCAAUACAACCCGUUAAGCCCACAGAACUAGAGGAGGCCCAAAAAGACAUUGAGGAACGUCAGAGGCAAAUGCAACGCAAAGUAGAUAUCCUGAUGCGACGUCUUAGGAAACUGCAAGCUCGUUACAUGUGUAAACAUACUAGCGAAGAAAUUGCGGGGCUUUUUGAAUUGACUGCCCGACAGAGCAGUAAAGGUGUGAACGCCAAUCACGUGGUGGAGAAUCCGAUUGGCAGUGAUCCAAAUAGUCAAGACAUUACCAAGUAUUUUCAAAAAGUCAUUGCCUCACGACCACCUGCCUCAGAUUGGAAAAGCGAACAAGAAGAAUUGGUACCUGCUAAACAAAUCUCAACGCUUUUACGGAAAAUUGAAACAGUGGCCAAUGCCCAACAGCAUUGUCUGACGCCUGUCAACGCCAGCAACAACAACAACAACAAUAACAUCAAUCCCAACAACUUUCACAUAGCACCAACCAAAAAAUCGAAAAAAGCUUUACUGGAGGCUCAACAAAACGCUGCUGCAGCUGCUGCUGGAACUACCGGCAGCAGUUUGAAAAAUGAUACCACCACCCUGGACAGCUCAGCUGAAGGCCGUAAUGCCGAGGAUAUAAUUGUGGCUACAUUGGAGGAGAAUGUAACCACCGAGUUAACCCAGGUGACGGGCCUUUUGCAAACCGAAAUGUAUGAAGUACAAAGAGCCAUCGAUUCGGAUGCCACAGAAUCAAGUUCGGGUGGUGAAUCGGCCGAUGAAAUGGUUGUUUUCAAUAAUCAGCAACAACAAACUCUGCCUAUAACAAAACGUGCCGCCUGGCGUUAUUCACGUGAUCGUGCUGCCAUUGCUUCACGCUGGUCGUGGCUGCUAUCUCAAAUUGCCGAUUUAGAAAUCAAGAUACGCCAACACAGUGAACUAUAUCAGGAAAUUCUCAAGGCCAAGGGGCCGGUGAUAUCGUGUCCCCGUGACAAUGGUCUAAAGGUUGAUCGUAACGACAAGGACUUGGAUGAUGAUGCCCUUGAAGGUUCCUCUUGUCGAACACGUGGCUUCAAUCCGGCCCAAUUUCGCAAACGAAAACUGAUACAAACCACAAACAUGCAUACGAUAUCGAAAAAGGCAGCAAGACCGAGCACAAUCAAAUGCGGUUGCCAAUGGCCAAUACAUCCAUGUGCAUUAUGCACGGGACGAGCAGAUCCAACAGCGCCAAGAGAUUUACCCGACACCAUGAUGAUGUCUGAACGGAUAGCAUUAUUAGAUGCUGGUUAUCAUCCUGUGCUUAGUUUCCGAGAAAAUGUCAAUAAUGCCUUACAUUUUGAAGCCAUUGCCAAGCAGCCGGAAUGGCAACAACGUGUAAUGCGCUGUCAGGCAAAACACAUAGCAAAGAGUGUGUGGAAGGCUGAACGUGAGGCUGUGGCUGGGAAAAAGUUCAACGAUGGUGGGGCACCGCCAAUCAAGCGUCGUUAUGUCAAGAAGAAAGAUCGGGACGAUAAAGGCACGCAACAACAACAACAACAACAACAAGCAAGAGAAUCGGUGACCAAAAGUGGGAAAAAACAAACCUGCCAGAUACUGAGCGAUGUGAUAUUGAAGAAUCCCAGCAAUCAGCAACCAUCGCCUCUACGAUUGUCAACAACCAGUUCGGCGGCAGCAACUGUGACAACAGCCACAGCGAUGAAUUCAAUUCAUCAAACGAGCGAUUGUCAUCACCCGACAAGUUACGAUCCAUACAAUCUCAACCCAACACAUUCAUCAUCGAUCUCCAACAACAACAGCAACAGCAGCAGCAGCAAAAGUAACAAACAUCGUAAACUAUCAUCAGCCUCAACAGCUGCAACAUCUCAUCAUUACAAUCAGCAUAACAACCAUCUAUAUAAUGGCGAAUCAGGUUUUACACAUCAUAAUUAUGAUUGGUCGGGUGCGGCGGGUGGAGUCGAUGCAAUAACUGCCCGUAGUCGAACCUCUUCUCCAACGCAUGGUGGUGGCAGCACCAGCAGCAAUUAUCAUAGUAAAAAUGAAAGAUCAUUUGAUCGUAAGAAUCGGGUAUCGUACGAUAUUGAUAAUAUUGUGAUUCCAUAUAGUGUUGCCGCAGCUACCAGAGUAGAGAUACUACCCUAUAAGGAAAUUCCAACGCCAAAAUGGCGUAUUGUAAAUACAACAACCACAACAAGCGAUGAAACCGCAAAUGUAGAAACAUCGGAUAAUAAUGGGAAUCGGAAUGUAACAACAAAUGGUGAUGUGUUGAGUGAUGAUGGCGAUAAUCGAAAUUCCAACAACAACAACAAUAACACCACCCCCAAUACGUUCACUAAAAAUGAAAUUAAACCUACGAACGGAGAUGAAAUAAAAAUGCUGGCCCCCCCGUCAUCAUCAUUGUGCGACAGCAGCAGGAGUGAUCACAAAAUUAGCGAUAAGGCAACAUCACAUCGACAAACUUCAAUGUGUCCAACUACUAGUAAGGAUGUUGUUGUUGUUGGUGUCGAUAAGGGCUCAAAGUGUUUGGAAAAUGGAGAAACUAUUCUAAACAAUGGAAGCUGUGAACCUGCUAUGGUGGAGGAACCAGUUGAAAAGAAACCGAAAAUGGAACCAAAUGUGAUAAAAAAUGAACAUAUACAACCACCAUCAACCUCCUCGUGCACGUCCUCUGCCUCUGCCUCUCUAGUACACAAUGUAGAUACCAACGAUAGGAGGAUAGUGGUCGAUGCAAUUGGGCCAGACGAUGAAUAUUGUGAAGAUAUUUCCGAUGAAGCAAUGAUUUUGCGGCAUGAACGAGCCUUGACUGAAGAAAGACGUAAAUUCCAAACAUUCUUAAAAUUCCCCUGGAGUACACGAUCAAGAGCCAAUCGACGUAUUGAUAGUCGGGCUGAAUCGAGUGGGGCAAAUACACCAGAUCCCAGUUCACCAGCUCCGCAUACACCCAUUGUUGGUGGUGGCGAUCAAGAUAGCAUACCAUCUCCCUCAACUCCCUCGACGCCUUUGAAUAUAUUGGAUACGAUUUCAGAAGCGGGAGAUAAUUCAACCUCAUUUUUGGGUGUUGGAUUUAUGUCAAGUCACAGUAGUAAACGCCAGGAACGAAGGCGUACCACAUCGGCGAAGCGUGAUUUUGAGCGGCGCAGUUCCACACCUGAUUCCAAAGAGCUUAUUCCACCCUAUGAACCCAUGAGAUUUCCCCUUACCGAUGAACAAUUUGAGGAACUACAAAGUGCUAUGCCCAGCGAACACAAUGAGGAUAGUAAACGUUUCGAUGAUUGUUAUUUUCCCGGCGGCGGCGGCGGUGGUGGUCUUGGUGUUGGCAUGCGAACACGUUACUGUAGUGGCCCUACAACUGCAGCGGGCAACUCAUCAUCAAAACGUUCCUCACGCUCCUCCACAAUGUGUGGGGGAGAAAGACGACCCAAGGGUUCUUUAAAAAAUACUUCUUCCAUCGAAGAUGUCAAUGCCAUGAUGACACUCGAAAACAACUGCACUGAUAACAAUAAUAUGGAUGAUGAAGACUACGAUGAUUAUCCCAAACAUCAUUUGGCCACAAAUGAUGAUCAUUUGACGGCCGAUGACUGUGAUGAUCCGGGUGGCAUUCACAACGACGAUAUGAUGAUGUAUGGCGAUGGCGAAGAUGGUGAUUAUGUCUUUGCAAAUAGUCGGCGUAAACAUGGCGGCGACAGUGAUGGUGAUUCCACAGAAACGGAACCAUUUCAAGAUGAUGAUCCAAAUGAUCCAGAGUGGCGAGGUGAAACCGAAGAUCGAUCGCGUAAGAAAGCGGUGUAAAAAAAUGUAUACCCCCCUAACGCUUUCGGCGGCUUUUGCGUUUGAAUUUUCUUUUCUUUCUUCGUUCUUUUUAAGAUGAUAUAGAAGGAAGAGAGAGAGAAAAAAAAAAGAGGUAACUUAUUAUUAUAAUUUUUUUCCUUCUAAAUAUUAUGUAAUUCUAUAUGCUGCAUAUGCGUACGUACAUAUAACAAAAACUUGUUGUGUUUUUCUUUUUUACAUAACAUAAUCUUCUUAUACUUUACUUUCAUUGCAAACAUUUUUGUUUUUCGAUUUCAAAAAUGAAAAAAAUUAAUUAUUAUCAUUAAUUAAAUUCAGAAUAUCAAUAUUACAACAGAGUUUUUUAUAUACAUAAUUUCAUAGCCUCAUACAAUAUAUCAUGAUAUGUAUGUAUGUAUGUAUGUAUAUUUAUGUGUGUAUGCGUUGCUAAACAUGAAAUCAAUGAAAGUUUACAACUUUAUUAUUAUUUUUUUUAAAUUAAUUAUUAAAAAUAAAUAUUUUUUAAUAAUAAAAUUCUACCCCCUACCACACCACAACCUCACAACAAACCAUUCUACAAUAUGAAAAUUCGUCAAAAUAAUCCAGCCAGAAGUUUGAAAAUAAAGAAAGAGGACAGGAUUCUAGAAUUGCAUAUAUUUACAAAGCACCUCAUUAACCUUUAACUUAAAUUUUUUCAAAGUCUUUCUUCAUCCUCACCAUCUGUGGUCAACUUUUAUGAAACAUAACCUCAAAAACUAAGAUUGAAAAACUUUUUGACUUACAUUACAUAACGCCAAAAAAGUAAAAAUUAGUUGUAGUUUUUUGAGGUCUUUUUUGGCUUUUCCCUCUGUGGUCCACAUAUUGGAAACAUAACCUCAAAAAAUAAAAAUUUCACAAUAUCGUUCAAUUAAAAUAUUUCGCAGUUUCUAAUUAGCCCCUUCCCUUUUUGGGAAACAUAGUCUCAGAAAAUAGCAAUUUCACCACAUUCGUUAAUUUAAAAAAAAAAUCGGAACCUUUCUUUAACUUCUUCCUCUUUUGUCAAUUUUUUCAAAACAUAACCUCAAACAAUACAACAUUCACAAUUUUUUUUUUUUAAUUUGAAAGUUUUUGGAGAGACCAGGGCCUCAAUUCUUGUCCCAUGAACAUGGGAAAUGUAAACAUUUAUAUGGGAAAGAAAAAUCGAAUGUAUCACCAGGUUAUGAAGAAAAAAAUCUUUCAGCCCCUAGACUAGAAUUCUUGUUCCAUGAAAAUAUGGAAUUUAAAAUAUUUUCUCUAUUAUUGGAAAAGUUUUUAUUCCAGAUUUUCACAGAACAAGAAUUGAUCCCCAUACCAGACACUAUUGUGAAUUUCGAUUUUUAUACCCUACACCACAUAGGUGGUGUAAGGGUAUUAUGCUUUUAUGUAUUUGUUUGUAACAUGGAGAAGGAAGCGAGAUAUAGCCAUAGUUCCUUUUGAUGACCUGGAUGGUAUCAAAUUUUGAGUCGAUUUACGCAGGUCCAUCCGUCCGUCUGUCUCUCCAUGCAUUUAUUGUCCGAUUCAGAUGAAAAUUUGUACAAGCACAUUUGUUUGACUCGAAGAAGAAUUAUAUUUAAAUUGGAGAAAACCGGUCAAAAUUUAGAUACAUAUCUUCGUCCGAUUUGCCUUUUAUUGUGCACCAAAUGUGUAAUAUUAUCCCGAAUUAGAUGGUAUUUGGCACUUGCAAUCAAAUUGAGUCUAGAAACAAGUAUGUCAAAUUUGGUGAAAAUCGGUUCUGAUAUAGCUAUAGCUCCCACAUAUAUUGUUCAUCCGGUUUGUUAUUUUGAUCCUCCACAGCCAUAAUAUGCCCCCCGUAACAACGAUAUUCGAGGAAUUAUAUCAAAUACAGAUCAGAAAUACCUUUGCUAAAUUUGAUCGAGAUCAGGUCACAUUUUGAUAUAGCUCCCAUAUAUAACUUCGUCCGAUUUGCCUUUUAUUGUGCACCAAACGUGUAAUAUUAUCCCGAAUGAGAUGGUAUUUGGCACUUACGACCAAAUUGAGUCUAGAAACAAGUAUCCGGUUUGUUAUUUUUGUCCUCCACAGCCAUAAUAUGCACUCCGUAACAACGAUAUUCGAGGAAUUAUAUCAAAUACAGCUCAGAACCAUAACCUCAAAAUUCAAAAUUUUCCACAUUCCUAAAUAUUUUUUCGCUUAUUGGACAUAUUUUGGAAAAUAUAACUUCAAAAAAUCUCUCUAUGUAAAAAAAGAUUUCCCAAAAUCCCUUAUUUAAAAUUGUAGGAGAGUUUUUCUGGCUUUUUCCACUGUGGUCAACAUUUGGCAAACAUAACCUAAAAAAAUACAAUUUUUACGAUUUUCCGUAUUUACAAUUUUUCGGAGUCUUUCUUAUACUCUCCCUCUGUGGAGUUGUAAUUUAAAACCAAAAACCUAAAAAUUGCAAAAUCUACAAUUUUACAAAAAUACACUCAAUCUCGGAGUUUUUUCUUUAGUUUAUCCAUCUAUAGAAAACUGGAGCUUCUUUAAAUAACAUAACCUGAAAAAAUUGAGAUUUACCACUGUCCCUAAAUUCCUUAGAAUAUGAUGAUAUGUUUGGAGAAUGGAGAAGGUGGUCAUCAUAACCUCAAAAAAUACAAAUUUCACAACUUUCGUCAAAGUGAAAAAUUGCGGAGAUUUUCUAUGACUUGUCAAAUUUUGGCAAACAUAACCUCAAAAAAAAAAUACAAUUUUCUUUAAUUUACAUUUUUCGCGUAUGUCUUUUUUAUCCUCGCCCUCUGGGGUCAAAAUUUGUGAAACAUAACCUCAACUAAUAAAGAUUUCACAACUUUUGUUAAUUUGAAAAUUUCGGAGCCUUUCUUUGGCUUUUCCAACCACUGUGGUCAACUUAAAACAUAACCUCAAAAAAUAAAAAUUUUAUAAUUUUCCUUAAUUAAAAUUUUUUUGGAGUCUUUUUUCCUCGCCCUCCACAAAAUUGCAAAAUCUACAGCUUUACAAAAAUACACUCAAUCUCGGAGUUUUUCUUUAGUUUGUUCAUCUAUAGGAAAAUGGAGUUUUUUUUCAAAAACAUAACCUCAAAAAAAUCAGAUUUUUCACUGUGCCUAAAUUGCUUGGAGGAAUAUGGUAUGCAAGAAAGUUCGAAUUUAUUUGGUUAGAGAAGGGAGAAGAUGAACAUAGAAAAUCUCUCUCGCUCUCUCGAUUAUUUUGUUUUAACUCUAUGUAAUGCCAAAUUCAUUCAUUUGAUUUCAAUUUAAUUAAAAAAGUACUUAUAGAAUUAGUAUUUUUCUUUCGAGUUCCAUUUCGAAUAAAAUUUAAAACAAAAAUAAUUUAUUUUACCUUUACUUCUGGCUGGAUUAUUUUACCCAUUAUUGACUUAUUGAAGUUGCGUUUUUUUUAGUUGCUUCACCUCAUUCUUUGCAGACAAAAAAUUGUCUUUUCAUUUUAUGGAGAGCUUAAAAACAAAUAGACACAACUUGUAUAUAUAAAAAAACAAAAUAAAAUAAAUAAUAUUUAUAUUAACUCAUACAAUAAUAUGAUGCGACUUUAUAAAUUUAAAUACACCCCAUAAGAUUCUGUAUAUAUAUAAUUUAAAACAAA
Messenger RNA from Musca domestica (house fly), 10479 nucleotides. RefSeq lists its product as uncharacterized. Lineage: Eukaryota; Metazoa; Arthropoda; Insecta; Diptera; Muscidae. The record is from RefSeq and is a predicted model, not a curated record. Gene Ontology annotation, molecular function: histone acetyltransferase binding. The transcript is spliced from 12 exons. The coding region runs from base 1366 to 6939 and encodes 1857 amino acids. Gene Ontology annotation, cellular component: NSL complex.